AUAAGUUAUAUCGAUUUUUUAUUUUUUUUGCAUGAAAAAAGUAUUCCUCAUGCAAAGUAAAACUGAUCUACUAUAAAACCAAGUUAAACACUUCUUGUUUGACAGCCCCCACCCCACCCCUCCGUCUGCCAUCGCGAACAUGAAGGCGAAAUGCACCCAACCACCCUCCACCACCGCGAAAAUCAGCACCGAUGGUAGUAGAACCGGAACCUUUAUUCUUGGCAAGUACCAACUUGUCCGUCUUUUAGGCCGUGGUAGCUUUGCUAAAGUCUACCACGGCCUUUGUUUAGAUGAUGAUACAAAUAUCGCCAUCAAAGUCAUCGACAAAAAAUCAACUAUUGUCGAUGCCUUUAUGGAAACUUGUAUCAUUCGAGAAAUAUCUUCUAUGGUUCGUCUUAACCAUCAUCCCAACAUCAUCAAACUCAAAGAAGUUCUAGCUACAAAAUCGAAAAUCUACCUUGUCAUGGAGAUCGCCACUGGUGGCGAUCUCCAAGCCAAACUAAACCGUCAUGGAAAGUUCUCUGACUCCAUUUCUCGUUUCUACUUCCACCAAUUAGUCUCUGCACUGCAUUAUUGCCAUCAAAAUGGCGUUACUCAUCGCGACAUCAAGCCACAGAACAUACUCCUCGACCAGAACAACAACGUUAAAGUCUCUGAUUUUGGGCUCUCUGCCUUGCCUGAACAGCUGAAAAACGGUCUCCUUCAUACCGCCUGCGGUACACCUGCUUAUACUGCUCCUGAAGUAGCAUACAGAAAAGGAUACAAUGGCGAAAAGGCGGAUUCUUGGUCUUGUGGGGUAAUUUUAUAUACAUUUCUCUCUGGAUACCUUCCAUUUGAUGAUAGUAAUAUAUCCAACAUGUUCCGUUUAGUACAUCUCCGUAGACUCCGGUUCCCUGAUUGGGUUUCGAAAUCAGCUAGGAGUGUAAUCAACAGGCUACUUGAUCCGAACCCGAGUACUAGAUUGAGCAUAGAGGAAUUAAUGAAGCUAUCUUGGUUCAAGAAGUCUGAGUUGAAGCACCGACAGUUAAAUUUGGGUGAGUGUUUAUCGGAGAGAGAUUGUAAAAACUUGGUCGCGGUAAAUGCUUUUGACAUAAUAUCUAUGUCAUCAGGGUUGGAUUUGUCAGGGUUAUUCGAGAGCGAUAUGAUCAAGAAAGAGAUGAAGUUUACUACGCGCGCUCGAGUUGAGGAGGUUGAAGAGAAAGUGAUGAAAAUUGGUGAAGAAAGAGGGUAUAAAGUGGAUAGAAGGAAGGGUUGGGGAAUUGGUUUGGUUAAAGGGAGAGUUGUUUUAAUGGUGGAAAUAUUGAAAGUGGCAAUGGAGUUGUUGUUGGUUGAGGUUAAAGUUGUUAAUGGUGGAUUAGAAUGUGAGGAUUCUCAAUGGGAGGAAUUGAAAUUUGAGAUGAUGGAUAUUGUAGUUCAAUGAUGAGUCUUGAAAGGGGGAAAAUGAAGGUUGGUUCGAUUAAUUUGAAUUCACGUUACAUAAGAAUAGCCGGCAGGAAGGUCCUUCAGGAUGGCUCAGUUGGUUUGGAAGGUGGCUAUCCAAACGGAUGACCCGGGUUCGAUCUCCCCGCAAUGCCUUCUGAGUCAAGCCUGUUGCACAUUGCUUGCCUAGUGCGGUUAACAUCCUCUGUGUAGUCUGCAGGCUAUUACACAUAGUGAGGGGUUUACCCAGUGCGUACAAAAGUGGGAAACCGCUUCUUACAUGUUCGUGUUUCUUCAUUCUUAGAGCUUGAAACCGACUCGUUAUAGUGGGAAUUGUUUCCAACGUGUUUCUUCAUUCUUAGAGCUUGAAAUUAAUUCGAUUUCGACGCGCAAUCCUCCAUAGCGGAAGUGCUUGUCGCGAGUUUCUUCAUUCUUAAUCCUCCAUCAUAUGUUUGCGAUGAUAUUUAUAUUUAGGAUAAGAUGUUAAAAAUUGUUA
Molecule: messenger RNA, 1915 nt
Organism: Capsicum annuum
Lineage: Eukaryota; Viridiplantae; Streptophyta; Magnoliopsida; Solanales; Solanaceae
Product: CBL-interacting serine/threonine-protein kinase 7
Exons: 1
Coding region: 140-1420 (426 amino acids)
Biological process (GO): protein phosphorylation; signal transduction
Molecular function (GO): protein kinase activity; ATP binding
Source: RefSeq, a predicted model, not a curated record